Molecule: messenger RNA, 2872 nt
Organism: Gekko japonicus
Lineage: Eukaryota; Metazoa; Chordata; Lepidosauria; Squamata; Gekkonidae
Gene: FIRRM
Product: chromosome unknown open reading frame, human C1orf112
Exons: 21
Coding region: 1-2394 (797 amino acids)
Source: RefSeq, a predicted model, not a curated record
AUGGAUACCAGCCUGACUGUAGUGCAGCUGAUGGAAGUAUUAAGAGGAUGUGUGCAACAUGUCUGUGCCAUGCAGGAGACUGUGCCUCUAGAACAUAUCCACAGUCUUCCCUCUUCUGUUCUUCAUGUGAUCAAGAACACAUUUAUAUACUGCAGGGACAGUGAAUCGCUGUACAGUGACCAUCUCCAUUUGUUUGCUGACUUACUUCAGUCUUUGUUUAAGGAAACUUACGCUUUGCAAAAGCAGCUUAUGGAGCUGCUUGAUAUGACAUCUGUGGAUUCCUGCGCUGCUGAAGACAGUACAGCAAUUAUUGUUUCAGUGAUUCACACUGUGUUGGAGAUCUGCUCUGCUAUUUCCAUCAUAGAUCAUGCCCUUCAUGCAAACACAUGGAAGUUCUUAAUCAGGCAAAGCACAAAACACAAGUCAUUGAUAAAGAACAGCUUGAAACAUACUGCUAUCCUCCAUGGCCUUUGUGAGGGCAUCCUGUUUUCCUUCCAGUCUUGUUUGCUGCUGGCAGAGCAGAUGAAACAGUCUGGGACGCAGGAGAACGUUGAUUAUAAGGUGUUCCAGAGGACAAUCAAACUGAGUAGGUUCUUUGCUGUUUCCCUGGUGCACUAUACCAAGGAAUUCACUCCUUUCCUGGUGGAGUCUUGCUCUCAGUUACACCAGACAUAUCUUCAAAUAUACAGCAAGUUCCCUCCAAGUCUUCAUGCGGCAGUGAUUUCUGAGGCAUCUCGGGAUGAAAUAGCCAAAGGAUUCCUCGUGGCCCUGGAUCCUCUCCUCCCCAGCCUGCUCUCCUUCGGGCCUUUUGUGGAAGCCGUAUUAAGUAAAGCCCCAGUUCUCUCUCCUGAGCUGCACUUUGCACAAUGCCGUCUCCUGCUUUCUGUAAUGGACAUGUUGCCAUCCCAGCCGCCAGAGGUGCAGGCGCUUUGGAACACAGAAAAUCAUUCCCUAGAAGACAGGGUUCCCUUGUUUACCGCCCUCUUCCUCAGCCUACAGCAGUGCUCUGGAGAGCUUUCCCUUCCUGUCCUUUUGCCCGGAGUGGUGGCAGCUGGACAAGCAGAGCAUUCUGUCACUUUGUACCACUAUGUCUGCAUCCAUUUGUGUGCCUUUGUCACAUCCCUCUCUGUGUCACAUUUCCCUCUACUGGAACGGUCGCUACUGGAAGCCAUACUUGCUUCUAACAUGAUCAUCGGUCUCCUGGCUAUGGAUGUUUGGUGCUUCCUGGCCCGGUACGGAACAGCAGAUCUAUGUGCUCAUCAUGCAUUUACAAUAGCCAGUUUGAUAAGAGCUUGUCCUGGUGAACAUUAUCGAGUCUCUCUGUUGGGCAUCCUGCUGAGACGCCUGCUCUUCCUGAUGGCUCCCGAUCACCAGGUGGAGUUUGUGGAAAGAUUUCCUCCCAAAGAAAUGGAGAAUCUGGUCUUGUGGCAGCACCUUUCUCUUAAGGCCCUGAUGGCUCCGCUUAGGAAGCAAGUUGCUCAUGAGCUUUUUGUGGCAGGACUUGCACAAGGCGAAGAGUGGCUGAGCGGGAAAAGGCCUCUGGAGGAGCUUCCACGGGGGAAUGCUGCACUCUCUGCCUUGUUACUAGUGUGCCAAACUGCUGGAGAGACUCUGGAGGUGGGACAGCAGACGGCACUUGUCAGAGCUGCUGGUCGACUUUUGGCUGUUGUAAAUGUCACGCAGGUCCUCAGUCAGCCUUGUCUGCAGCAGGCCUUUUGCUCGAUGUUUCGUCUUUUGGAGCAUUGCAUCCAAGUGGUGGAGUCUCAAAUGCUGAUUCAGGUAUUGAUAUUGCAGAAUUCUCUCCUCCAGCUGAAUCCCCCGGACCAUGUUCUGCUUGCAAUCUUAGAUUUUCUCUCUUCAGUGGGGAAAUUAUGUAUUCCCCCAGAUUUUCAGGUACAAGUUCUGUCCAAGCUGUCCUGUCUGUUUGCUUCUUUGCUCGCCAGCAAUAGCUGGCUGAUUCAUCAGCAUGCCCUAGUGGCGUUCGUUCAGUUUGCAGAGGAAACAAGCCAUGAAGACAUAAUUCCCCAGUGCCUCAGCUCUGAAGAAACUAAAAGCAAAGUUGUUUGCUUCCUGUCAAAGGGCUGCCGUGCAGAGGAGGUGGCGGAAGCCAGAGCAGAACGAAUGAAAGAGGAAAACGGUCUUUUCCAUCGCCUCCUGGUAGAGGCUCGAGCAAAGAGACAAGGAACUGCAGUAUUAGAGUCCUCCCCCAAAAGAACGUGCUACUCACCCAGUGAGAGGCAAUAUGAGUCUGCGAUCGACGGUGCUGCAGGGGCACUGGAGGCUGUGAAGCUCCUGCUGCAGAAGGGCCCGCCCCCAACGUGGCUUGCCAAGAAACUGGAAGCAUUGCAGGCCACACUGAACAGCCUGAAGGACAGCACACGGUGGCCACCCUGAUGCUCUCACCUCUGGACCCCUUCAGGACUUACUGUGAGCAGCAGCUGCCGCCGUUCUUGGUUAAGCCUGUUUUGGUUUGUACGUGUCACACAGCAGCCUCUUGACUGGAAGGGUGAAGGUACUACUCACCACGGGCUAAAAUACUUGCAACUUUCUCAGACUGCCGCUUUAAGGACUGGGCUUUUUUUAAUGACUUAAUGUAGUUCAAAACAAACACUCAUUAGCUUCAGAGUGGUUUUCAUUCAAAGGAUAUACCUUCUGGAAAACAGAAACCUCAACAAUGGCAGAUAGGUGGGAACAAAACUCACCCCAUAAGAACAAAAUAGAUUUGUUGCUGUUCUGCCUUACAGACCCAUUCUCAGGUCCGUUUGCACAAGAGCUUUUGGAGAAUAUUUGUCAUCAUAUCUUGCGCAUCUUAAUAGGUGCACUGUGAGGCUUCAUUUUCUAACUAAACAGAUGGUACAGACACAACGAGUGA